ACCAAAUUAAAAACUAUGAGAAGCAAAGUACACAAAGCAGCGACUCAUAAAAAGCUUUGGAGGAUCUGAUUCUGAAGCAACAGCCUCCAAAAAUAAAGAUCAGAGAUUCAGAAAAGUUGUUUGCUUUUUUCAAGGGUUGGAAUGGCAAGGAAACUAGUUAAGCCUUCGCUAAAUAAGCAUUCUUUCUUCAAGAUCCUACUUGGUGACUUCUCUCAGCGUCUGCGUAUACCACCUAAGUUUGCCAAGAACUUCAAUGUACGGCCACUUCACAAAUGUGCUCUUAGUGGCCCUACUGGAAUUCGGUGGGCUGUGGAAUUGGAAGAGAGAGAGAAUGGCUUGUUCUUCCAAGAUGGUUGGCAAGGGUUUGUGAAGGAUCAUCAUUUAGAAGAUGGGGAUUUUUUGGUUUUCAAAUAUGAUGGUGAAUCAAAGUUUAAAGUCACAAUCUAUGAUAGAACUGCUUGUGAGAAGAAUGUAAAGGUAGCUGAGAGGAGUGGCUGUCCUGUUUCCUUGGCUAACAAAGGGAAAGCUCAAGUUAAAGAAGAAAUUGUUGACCAUGAAACUAGAAACUACAACGAAAACUGUCAAAACAAAGCAAUUGUUUCUGGCAGAAGAAGUGGCAAUUAUGUUAUUCCUGGGAAGAGACCUGCAAAUGAUCAUGUAGGAGCAACAUCAACUGAACCCGUCUUGUUUAAACCGAAGUAUUCAUGUUUCAUAAUAACUUUCACGAGGAAACUUCGAUAUGGCGUUCCAAUUCCCAAGGAAGUAGCCGUAACUGAAGGUCUUCUUAGCAAGAAGAGUAUGAUGAUUCAUGAUCCAACUGGGAGAUCAUGGCCUGUUAAACUUAGAGUCCGGGGCAAAGUAUCUUCUUGUCGUGUGAACAUGUCUACAGGUUUGGUAGACUGUUGUAACGCGAACCAGAUUAUACCCGGGGACACCGCCAUUUUUGAAUUUGUCAAGCCAAGUCUGGCACAAAUUCAUAUUUUCAGAGUGGGUGGCAAUUCUGUGGUACUAGCUGCACCUGAUGUUAAAGACUAAAGCUAGCCGACUCCAAAGCCUCAACUUGUAAUACUUUCUGGGAAUGUUUUGACUGCAAUAUCCACAUAUCUAUUUUAGUGCGUGUGAAAUAUUUUCUGAUUGUUGUGCUUUAGAUUUCUCUCUUGUAAAUAUGAUGCAGAUGCACUUGGAUUGAGACAGUUGAGUUUAUAUAACUCGGUGGUUGUGUACAUGUAAAGUAGAGUAUUUUGUCUUUCGGUAACCAUGUUCCAUGUCCUUGUUCAGAGUUUUCUUCUUCUUCUAUAGUUAGAUUGGUAACCACGUUUCAUAAUCCAAAAAUGGAAAAAUCAAAACCAUCCUUGUGUUAUUUGGUUCUAAACAGAGCCCAUAUCAUGUCACUCCAUCCAGCCAGAUCCUGCUAAUUUACCACCAUUGGCUCAUCUUUGUUCGUCUCAUUUAACACAUACAUUAAAAUUAUGGUUUUAUUUAAAGGGUUUUGAAAUACAAGAAAGUAACAGUUUGACCUAUCUGGCAAUUCUCAUAGUGCAAGGGGUAAAAGUUUGGGAAGGAAAGUGAUCUGGAGGGUCCAUUUCCUUCUGGUGAAAAGUGAUUGAAGGCAUUUAUUUAUGUUUCCCAAUUUACUAAGAAAAUUUAUGUUUCCAACCACCUUGGUUAUACGUUAUAAGUCCAUUCGACACACAUGGCAGAAGCAAGCAAACAGGUAAAAGUCAGAAGAACAGCAAAACAAGACCAAAGUCUUGAAGUAUCUCAACUUAUGGCAGCAGAAGAGUGGAAAUAAGACCUAGUAGGUACUCUUGACAAAGAUUCAAAUGGCUAGGCCUAGGAAGCGUUCACCAAAGAAACCAUCAUUUUUCAAGAUCCUAAUUGGUGACUUCUCUCAGCGUCUGCGUAUACCACCUAAGUUUAUUGAGAACUUCAAUCGGCAAUCACUUCGCAAAUGUGCUCUUAGAGGCCCUAGUAGACAAUGGUGGGAUGUGAAAUUGGAAGAGAGAGAGAAUAGCUUGUUCUUCCGUGAUGGUUGGCAGGGUUUUGUGAAAGAUCAUGUUUUAGAAGUUGGGGAUCUUUUGGUUUUCAGUUACAAUGGCAAAUCAAAGUUUAUGGUCAAAAUCUAUGAUAGAAGUGCAUGCGAGAAGAACGUAGAAGUAGCCGAGAGAAGAAGUGGUAGUCCAGUUUCUUUGGUGAACAAAGGAAAUCAAGCUCAAGUGAAGAAUGAAAUUGUUGAGCUUGACACUGAAGACUGCGAAAACAAAACGAUCGAUUCCGACGGAAGAAGUUGCAAAUAUCCCAUUUCUGAAAAGAGGCCUGUGAGUUUUUGUGUACAAGAAACAUCAACUGGAUCCAUCUUGUUCAAAUCGGAGAAUCCAUGUUUCCUAGUUUGUUCAAGGAAGCAGCAUUUGCUAUAUCGUGUGACGAUUCCGAAUAAACUAGCCGUAGCUGAAGGCCUUAGGGGGAGAGAUGCUGUCAUGCUUCAAGAUCCAACUGGGAGAUCAUGGCUUGUUGAACUUAGAGUGGAAUGCUUUAAUCGUUUGGACAUGGCAAUAGGUUGGACAGAAUGUCGUAAAGCGAACCAAAUUUCACCUGGGGACUCCAUCAUUUUUGAGUUUGUCGAGCAAGGUGUAAUGCAAUUUCAUAUUUUCAGAGGAGCAGUGAGAGGCAAUAGGUUAUCUGUGAUAACUGCUGCCCCUAAUGUUAAAAAUUAAAGCUUGUUGAUGUUUUUUCAAAUGUUGAGACUGCAGAAUUUGGGUAAAGGAUGAUCUUAUUUGAUUCCCCAA
This is a messenger RNA of Prunus dulcis (almond), 2786 nucleotides long. Its product is annotated as putative B3 domain-containing protein Os03g0621600. Bases 142 to 1035 code for a protein of 297 amino acids. The transcript has 8 exons. The record is from RefSeq and is a predicted model, not a curated record. Gene Ontology annotation, molecular function: DNA binding. NCBI's taxonomy places the organism in Eukaryota, Viridiplantae, Streptophyta, Magnoliopsida, Rosales, Rosaceae.